AUGGCGAAAACUAAUAAAACUUUUCGUCCUGGAUGUCUUCAAAUCUGCUGUGCUUCAACUGUGAUUUUCUUGAUCAUCGUUGCUGCUGUGGUUGCUGUCUUGUGGUUCACGGUCUUUAAGACUAAAAACCCAGAUAUUGUCCUUGAAAAUAUUCGGAUUAAAUUCCUUGGAGAACAAGGAAUAAUGGCUGUAGACAUGGUUGUUGCAAUAAAGAAUCCAAACUAUGGAAGCUUCAAAUACGAUAACACUACAUCUUUUCUUCACUAUCGUGGAAAUGUUAUAGCUGAAUUUCCAAUCCAGCAAAAGCUUGUCCCUGCUCGUGGUACGCUUAAUUUCAGUACUACUGGAAAUAUAAUGGUAGAAAAGUUAUUAACAGAUCCCAACUUUUGGAAUGAUUUAUUUUCUGGUUCCUUGAACUUCACCUCAAAAGCUACUUUUGAUGGAAAAAUUUGCGUGGUCAAGAUCAUCAAGUUUCAUGGCAUGGCUUUUAGCACAUGUGACAUCUUCUAUUUGCAUCCUUCUCGGAUAAUCAAGUCUAUGUGCACUACCAAAAUCAAGUUAUGA
Molecule: messenger RNA, 564 nt
Organism: Ziziphus jujuba (common jujube)
Lineage: Eukaryota; Viridiplantae; Streptophyta; Magnoliopsida; Rosales; Rhamnaceae
Exons: 1
Coding region: 1-564 (187 amino acids)
Source: RefSeq, a predicted model, not a curated record